AUGGCUACAUUCAGGACUUUUGAUGGCUUGCCAGAGGACGGAGAAGAGGACUGGCCUAUUGCUGGACCGCUCAUUCCUUCUUUAGGUGGUUCGAUGGAUUUGCCCGCUAUCGUCUAUGGGGCAGGCACAUUUUCAAAUCAAUAUAAUCCAGACGAUCAUCUUUCUGGUGCUUUGCCCUUGCGUUCUGUCAGACUUGCGCUUCGAUAUGGCAUAAGGGCUUUUGACACCUCGGCAUAUUAUGGCCCUUCGGAAAUCGUUUUGGGUGAUGCACUGCACGCCCUCCGAGAAGAAUUUCCUAGAUCAUCUUAUAAAUUGAUGACCAAAUGUGGUCGUUACGGUGUCCAGACUUUCGACUAUUCACCUGCUACGAUCCGCAAAAGUGUUUUACGCAGUUUAGAAAGACUGAAAACGGAUUAUCUCGACACGGUUUACUUGCACGAUGUCGAAUUUGUCUGCACCCCUAUUGCGCCUCGCAUUACGGGCAACCACACCGUCGCAUUGCGAGAAGAGGCUGCGGCGUAUGGGUUAGCCAAAGGAGACGAGGCUAAGGUACAAGGAGAAGGAGACCAAAAAAUUCUGGAUGCGUUCCAUGAGCUACAAUUAAUGAAGAAGGAAGGGUUGAUCAAGAACAUAGGCAUGACGGGCUUUCCUCUCCCAACACUGCUGAGACUGUCAAUUUUGAUCCUACACACGGCGCCAUUUGAACCUUUGGACGUGUUGCUAUCAUACUCGCAUUUGUGCUUACAAAAUGCGAGCUUUUUAGAGUUCAUUCCACACUUCUACGAACGCGCGAAGGUUGGACAGCUUCUAGCAGCAUCGCCUUUGAGCAUGGGUCUUCUUACACCUUCACCGCCUUCGUGGCAUCCUGCCCCUCCAAAAUUACGGGAAGCCGUGAUUAACUCUGGAAAAACAUGGCAGGGAGACUAUGUCAACUUGGCGGUUGGCUUCUCUAUUCGCCAAACUGGAUCUGCAGAAAAACCGUUACCGUUGGUAAUCGGAUUUAGUUCUCCUCGUGAGGUUCACGAAGCCGUGAAGGUAUGGAGAGAAAUUCAAGAUGGAGCCGAAGAAAGAAUACAAGGAGAAAAUAGAGCACGCAAUGUGUAUAAUGAAUUGGGAUAUUUGGAUUGGUCGUGGGCCUCUCCGUAA
This is a messenger RNA of Psilocybe cubensis, 1146 nucleotides long. RefSeq lists its product as uncharacterized. Gene Ontology annotation, cellular component: cytosol. Lineage: Eukaryota; Fungi; Basidiomycota; Agaricomycetes; Agaricales; Agrocybaceae. Gene Ontology annotation, biological process: dehydro-D-arabinono-1,4-lactone biosynthetic process. Bases 1 to 1146 code for a protein of 381 amino acids. Gene Ontology annotation, molecular function: D-arabinose 1-dehydrogenase [NAD(P)+] activity. The record is from RefSeq and is a predicted model, not a curated record. The transcript is spliced from 5 exons.